AAUGGACAUUUGAAAGUGCCAUUGUCGUAUUCUCGAAAGCAUGGAGACUUCAUCGAUGCUCUCCUCACUGAAUGAGGAAUGUAAAUCUGACAACUACAUUGAACCUCACUAUAAGGAAUGGUAUCGAGUGGCCGUUGAUACCCUGAUUGAACAUGGAUUAGAAGCAUACCAAGAAUUUCUUGCGAAGGAACGUGUUGCAGACUUCCUAGCUGAGGAAGAAAUCAAUUACAUUUUGAAAAAUGUUCAGAAGGUGGCACAAAGUGCAGCGCAUGGUACUGAUAAUUCCUAUGAUGAUACCUCAUCUUCAGGGACUUACUGGCCCAUUGAGUCUGAUGUGGAAGCUCCAAAUCUUGAUUUAGGCUGGCCGUAUGUUAUGCCUGGACUCUUAGGGGGCACCCAUAUAGAUCUCCUCUUUCAUCCGCCAAGAGCACACCUGCUUACAAUAAAGGAAACUAUUAGGAAGAUGAUAAAAGAAGCAAGAAAGGUGAUUGCUUUAGUGAUGGAUAUGUUUACAGAUGUGGACAUUUUCAAAGAAAUAGUGGAGGCAUCAACUCGGGGGAUAUCUGUAUAUAUUUUACUCGAUGAGUCCAAUUUUAAUCAUUUUCUAAAUAUGACUGAAAAGCAGAGUUGUCAAAUUCAACGUCUCAGGAAUAUUCGAGUGCGGACAGUAAAAGGUCAAGAUUAUCUUUCAAAAACUGGGGCAAAAUUCCAUGGAAAACUGGAACAGAAAUUUUUGUUAGUAGACUGCCAAAAAGUGAUGUAUGGCUCUUACAGCUACAUGUGGUCAUUUGAAAAAGCACACCUCAGCAUGGUCCAGAUAAUCACAGGGCAACUUGUUGAGUCCUUUGAUGAAGAAUUUAGAACCCUUUAUGCCAGAUCCUGUGUCCCCAGUUCAUUUGCUCAGGAGGAAUUGGCAAGGGUGAAGCAUGGCAAGGCACUCUGGGAGAACGGCACCUACCAGCGAUCGGUUUCUUCACUAGCUUCUGUUUCCAGCCAAAGAAACCUCUUUGGUAGACAAGACAAAAUUCAUAAACUAGAUUCUAGUUACUUCAAAAACAGAGGGAUAUAUGCCCUAAAUGAAUAUGACAAAUACAACAUAAGAAAUCAUGGAUACAAACCUCAUUUUAUUCCAAACUUUAAUGGUCCAAACACAAUCCGACAGUUUCAACCCAAUCAAAUAAAUGAAAAUUGGAAAAGACAUAGUUAUGCUGGGGAACAGCCAGAAACAACACCAUACCUGCUGCUUAAUAGGGCUCUGAAUCGAACCAAUAAUCCUCCUGGGAAUUGGAAGAGGCCUUCAGAUAGUCUCAGUGUGGCAUCCUCAUCGCGGGGAGGCUAUACAGGCCACCAUAAUACACCCGCCCAGAGUUUUGCCAAUCGGCUUGCCCAGAGAAAGACAACAAAUCUUGCAGAAAGGAAUUCGAAUGUGCGGAGGUCUUUUAAUGGGACAGAUAAUCACAUUCGCUCUUUACAACAACGAAUGCCAACCCUCGAGCACACCACUAAAUCAUUCCUGCGCAACUGGAGAAUUGAAUCCUACUUAAAUGACAAUUCAGAAGGCACACCUGAAUCAAAUGGCUCCGCUUUAGGUGACCGAUUUGAGGGCUAUGAUAGCUCUGAGAAUUUGAAAGCCAAUGCCGUUUAUACUCACUCUCGGCUUCGCUCCUCUUUUGUAUUUAAACCAACUCUACCUGAGCAGCAAGAGGUUAACAGUUGUACAACCAGCUCUUCCAAUUCAACUAUCGUUGAUUCCCAGGGAAGUGACACACCUAAAGAGAUCCCAGAUACCCCUCCAAGUGUACAGCAUUUGACAGAGAAACCUUUACCUGAAUCAAUCCCCAAGCUCCUAAUUCAGUCAGAAGCACCAAAAAUGCAUACCUUGCAGGUUCCUGAAAACCAGUCACCAAUCUUAAACCAAACUACAAAUGCCCAUGCAGAAUCAAACAACUAUAUAUAUACAACCUUGUGUGUAAAUAAGCAGGCAGAAAAUCUGAAGAAUCAACAAAAAGAGAAUCUUCUUAAAAGACGCAGCUUCCCAUUCUUUGACCAUUCAAAACCCAAUUUAGAUCAUGGAAAUAGUAAGCAUUAUGUAUAUAGUACACUUACCAGGAAUCGAGUUAGACAGCCAGAAAAACCCAAAGAGGAUUUGCUAAAAAGUUCUAAAAGCAUGCACAAUGUGACCCAUAACUUGGAGGAGGAGGAGGGGGAGGAAGCCUCUAUCAAGAAAGAUGCUCCAAGUGGCACCACCACCAAAUCAAUUUCCAUGGCUGCUUUACUUGAUGUGAAUAAAGAGGAACCCAACAAAGAACAUGCAUCAAAGAAGGAGGUAAAGGGUUCCCCAAGUUUUUUGAAAAAGGGAUCUCAGAAGUUAAGGUCAUUACUUAGCCUUACCCCAGAAAAGAAAGAAAAUCUAUCCAAAAACAAAGCACCUGCAUUUUAUAGAAUGUGCAGUAGCUCUGACACAUUAGUAUCUGAAGGUGAGGAGAAUCAAAAACUAAAGAAAUCAGAACCAAAAGCUGAUUCAUCUCCUAGAAGAAAGCGUUCUUCCUCAUCAAAUUCUCAAGGCAGCAUUCACAAGAGUAAGGAAGAUGUAACAGUUGGCUCAAUUCAGGGGAUGAAUCCUCCAUCAGAUGAAAGAGACAAAAUAAUACCUUCCCCAGGUCAAGCUGAAAGAAAGUUCUUGGAGAGGGCAGGAGAUGCCUCUGCCCCAAGAUUUAACACUGAACAGAUCCAAUACCGCGAUUCAAAGGAGGUGAAUGCACCUGUUGUUCCUGAAAGAAGAGCAACCUCUUCUCCAAGGCCAAAGCCCAGUGAGCUUCUCCGAACUCAUUCAACUGACCGGCGUGUUUACAGUCGAUUUGAACCAUUUUGUAAGAUCGAGAGCUCUAUGCAGCCAACAAGCAGCAUUCCAAAUACCAGUGUAAAUCGCCCAGAAAUAAAACCCACAACGAUGGGUAACAGUUAUGGCAGAACCAGCCCAAUGCUUAAUUACAAUGCUGGUGUUUACCGCUCCUAUCAGCCAAAUGAAAACAAGUUUCGAGGAUUUAUGCAAAAGUUUGGAAAUUUUAUCCACAAAAACAAAUGAAAUGCUGUAAUUUCAAAUAGCUAUUGAAAUAUAAAUGAAUGUAGCUAUAAAUACUUGUCCAAAGAACACAGUGGAUAGUUGUUAUAACAUG
Marmota flaviventris (yellow-bellied marmot) is the source of this 3176-nucleotide messenger RNA. RefSeq names its product family with sequence similarity 83 member B (gene Sack1b). Gene Ontology annotation, cellular component: membrane; cytoplasm. Gene Ontology annotation, molecular function: protein kinase binding. The record is from RefSeq and is a predicted model, not a curated record. Gene Ontology annotation, biological process: signal transduction. NCBI's taxonomy places the organism in Eukaryota, Metazoa, Chordata, Mammalia, Rodentia, Sciuridae.